CACAACCCCUCCCACACACCCCGCUCCCUGCUCCUGUCACUCUCUCAUCUUCUCCCACUGCUGCCGCCCCUGCCACUCCAGCCGCCCCUGCCACUCCUACUCCUGCCACUCCUGCCACAGCCGCUGUUGCCCUCCAAGCACCCGCGCCCGCACCACCAGUGGCAGUGAGGCCUCUUUCCCGCGCGGUGGUGCAGCACCUCAUUCUGCUGCUCGUGUGCCAGGGCUACAUGGUACGUGCCUAA
Closterium sp. Naga37s-1 is the source of this 242-nucleotide messenger RNA. NCBI's taxonomy places the organism in Eukaryota, Viridiplantae, Streptophyta, Zygnematophyceae, Desmidiales, Closteriaceae. The record is from the annotation of a GenBank genome assembly.